CAUCCGCAGUGCUGCGAAUUUCGGAGCCCGGUUAUACUAGGAGCCAAGCCAAAUUCUUCAAAUUAAACCUGUCAUUGUAUUCAAAUUAAACCUGUUAUUAUCAAUCGAAAUCGGGAAAAAAUAGCGGAGGGAAUUCCACUACUACCGAGAAACGAAAAGCUUCCCGUGGUGGCCACUCCACUGGCCACCAUCAUCAACAUACCGAAAAGUCACAAAAACAAACAAAGAAAAAUUCGUCAGCGCAAUACUAAACAGCAGUGCCAAUUCAAAGCAUGUAAACGAGUAUUAUUAUAUUAUACACUCAUUUUCUUUCCCUCUUUAUGAUAAUCCAUUUCUUCCACCUUCUUUCUACGGUGAUCCACAAUUUUUCAACUACCCAUCUAAACCAAAGCCAAAACCAAAAUCAAAACCUAAACCAAAGCUGCUUCUUAUAUAAAACCCCAUUCUCUCACAUCAAAACAUAACCUAAAAUUGUGUGCUCUCUUUUGUUGUUUGUUUGAAUUUGCAAUUUUGCCUCAAACACCAUGGCCGAGAAACAGCUCAUCGUCGUCGUUGAAAGCACCGCCGCGAUGGGCCCCUACUGGGACACGCUUCAAAUGGAUUAUAUCGAAAAGAUCGUCAGGUGUCUUUGUGGGAACGAGUCAUCAGGGCAGAAGCCUUCUGUUUCCAAUGUUGAGUUUGCCCUAGUCACUUAUAAUACUCAUGGGUGUUAUUCUGGUAUCCUCGUGCAACGUACUGGUUGGACAAAAGACCCAGAUGUUUUCUUACAGUGGCUAUCAUCUGUACCCUUUAGUGGUGGUGGUUUUAAUGACGUAGCAAUUGCUGAAGGGCUCGCUGAAGCUCUGAUGAUGUUCCCCCAUUCUCAAAGUGGAGGACCAAAUCAGCAGAGUGCGGAUAUGCACAUGCAUUGUAUCCUGGUGGCAGCCAGUAAUCCUUACCCAUUGCAGACGCCAGUUUAUGUUCCGCAACUGCAGAGCCUAGAGCAGAGUGAGUCAGUGGACUCAGAACCAGGGAAACAGCUAUAUGAUGCUGAAGCUGUUGCUAAAGUGUUUCCGCAGUUUUCUAUUUCUCUAUCGAUCAUCUGCCCAAAACAACUUCCCAAAGUUAAAGCCGUCUACAAUGCGGGAAAAAGAAAUAAUCGGGCUGCUGAUCCACCAGUUGAUGCCAAAACCAGUCAUUUCCUUAUUUUAAUAUCAGAAGGUUUCAGGGAAGCCCGUGGUGCCUUGAGUCGUUCUGGGAUAACAAACUUGCCUUCAAAUCAAAGUCCUGUAAAAGUAGACACCGUUUCUGUCACACCAGUUACGGGGGGUCCCCCAACUUCAUUGCCAUCAGUGAAUGGAACUAUUGCAAACCGUCAACCAAUACCUGCUGGGAAUGUGACUCCGGCUACUGUAAAAGUGGAGCAAGUUCCUGUAACUUCAAUGAUAACUGGACCGGCUUUUCCUCAUAAUUCCUCAGCUGCACGUGCUACCAGUACUGGUCAAGGAAAUCCAAGCUUGCAGGCAUCUUCUCCAUCUUCUGUUUCACAAGAUAUUAUGACAAGUAAUGAAAAUGCACAGGAUACAAAGCCUAUCGUGUCAAUGUUGCAGCCAUUACGUCCUGUGAAUCCGGCUCAAGUGAAUGGGAACAUUUUGAAUAAUCUCUCUCAAGCACGACAGGUAAUGAACUCUGCUGCUCUAAGUGGCGGAACUUCUAUGGGACUUCCUUCAAUGGGUCAGACUCCAGUUGCCAUGCACAUGUCAAAUAUGAUAUCUAGUGCGACGACAUCUUCUGGACCUACUGGUCAAAAUGUAUUUUCAUCUGGACCGCCAGUAAUAACAUCAAUAACUAGUUCUGGAUCUCUUACUGCCCCUGCACAGGUUGCACAAAACACAGGUCUUGCUUCAUUAACGUCAGCCACUUCUAAUUUAUCUUCAAGUUCAAACACUGGGAUUUCACAAUCAUUAGCUAAUCUUCAAGGAGCUGUUAGUAUGGGACAACAGGCUUCUGGUAUGAAUCCAGGAAAUCUUUCAGGGGCCCAGAUGGUGCAAGGCGGAGUUAACAUGAACCAAAAUGUAAUGAAUGGCCUAGGUCAAUCAGUUGUCUCAUCCGGAAAUGGUGCAAUGAUUCCUACUCCAGGAAUGCCUCAACAAGUACAAUCAGGCAUGCAGCCACUCGUGAAUAAUGCAGCUUCUGCUAAUUUGCCUUUGUCACAACAGACAUCUGCACAAUCCAAAUAUAUAAGGGUCUGGGAGGGAAGCUUAUCAGGGCAAAGACAAGGACAGCCAGUAUUUAUCACCAAACUCGAAGGUUACAGGAGUUCUUCUGCCUCUGAGACGCUUGCAGCAAACUGGCCCCCCGUAAUGCAGAUAGUUAGGCUUAUAUCUCAGGAUCACAUGAAUAACAAGCAAUAUGUAGGAAAGGCAGAUUUCCUAGUUUUUCGGGCAAUGAACCCACAUGGAUUUCUCGGUCAGCUGCAGGAAAAGAAGCUGUGUGCAGUUAUUCAAUUGCCAUCACAGACGCUGCUACUAUCUGUUUCUGACAAAGCCUGCCGCUUGAUCGGGAUGCUUUUUCCUGGGGAUAUGGUUGUAUUUAAGCCACAAUUAUCCAGUCAGCAGCAACAAAUGCAACAACAACACCAGCAGAUGCAAUCCCAACAGCAGCAUCUUCCACAAUUGCAGCAGCAACAGCAGCUUCCUCACAUGCCGCAACAGCUACAACAACAGCAACAACAACUUCCACAGCUGCAACAACAGCAGCAGCAGCAGCUUUCUCAGCUUCAACAGCAGCAACUCCCUCAACUUCAACAACAACAGCUCUCACAACUGCAGUCACAGCAACAACAGCUUCCACAAUUACAGCAACUGCAGCAGCAACAGAUGGUUGGUGCUGGAAUGGGUCAAACCUAUGUUCAAGGCCCUGGACGCUCACAAAUGGUUUCUCAGGGACAAGUUUCAUCACAAGGAGCUACAAACAUUGGUGGAGGGAAUUUCAUGAGUUAGCUCAUUCUCUGAUAGUUUCCCAAAGAUUGACACAACACAGGCCGUGCUUUGGGGAUUGUAUCAAUUUUAUUUAUUCCGGCAUAUCAGUGUGAAAAUGAAACUUAUCUUCUUAGGUUACUUGCAUCCUAUCACAAGUACUUAGCGCAUAAUUUAUAGCAGACAGUCAUUUGCUUGGGUCAAAUAAUAGCUGUAGUAUGGUCAUGUCAUUUCUUUAGGCAUUGAACUAUUAAAAACUGAUAGGCUGUAUAUAUUGGGAGCAUGCUAGUAAAGUUAUUGGGUGUAUGAUUGGUACAAAGUCGUGAAUAUGUUAACCUUAUAUCAGAGUAGUGCCGGUUGCACAAUGUUAACCGAGGAACAAAUUUUUUAUGCCUUUCCCAUAAAGGGGUUAGACGAUGAAAUUCAUAUUGGUUUUGUCUAAA
Molecule: messenger RNA, 3400 nt
Organism: Cicer arietinum (chickpea)
Lineage: Eukaryota; Viridiplantae; Streptophyta; Magnoliopsida; Fabales; Fabaceae
Product: mediator of RNA polymerase II transcription subunit 25
Biological process (GO): positive regulation of transcription by RNA polymerase II
Cellular component (GO): mediator complex; transcription regulator complex
Source: RefSeq, a predicted model, not a curated record